Verticillium nonalfalfae is the source of this 2559-nucleotide messenger RNA. RefSeq lists its product as uncharacterized. Gene Ontology annotation, cellular component: TORC2 complex. Gene Ontology annotation, biological process: TORC2 signaling. The transcript has a single exon. The record is from RefSeq and is a predicted model, not a curated record. The coding region runs from base 1 to 2559 and encodes 852 amino acids. Lineage: Eukaryota; Fungi; Ascomycota; Sordariomycetes; Glomerellales; Plectosphaerellaceae.
AUGCAACCAGCACGCCCCAAUCCCCGGGCUCCCGGGAGCUUCAGUCCAUUGGCAGGAUCAGCUGCCGCCGCUUCAUCCGCCGCCGCUGCCAUGCACCCACCUCAACGUCCCCGUCCGGCGCCUCGUCUCGACUCCGAAUCUAGCGAAGACCUGACCCUCAACGUUUCCAAGCAACGAAACCACGCUCCAAGCGCACCCGCCGGCACACCCAUAUACUCGCAAUUCGCCUCCCAGAACAACGGCAGCACCGCCAGUCUUCAGAACUUCUCCAGGCCCACGGCGCAGCGACCUCACAUCAACACCAAUGACCUGAAUACGACGUCCAACAGCAGCGUCCGUACCGCGAGCCCCCUGACCAAGAGCUACCACUCGAGGAAGCAUAGCCAGACACAGGGUCUCUUCGAACCGACCCUGCCAUCGACAAGCACAUCGAAUCUCUCCCACAUCUCCAUGGUCCAACCGCCCGCUGCGAAUCUCGCGCUCACGGCGAGUCAGAUUGCAGCACAGGCUGCCUUCCAACACCAGAACAACAGCGCGCACACGAGGCAGCGGUCGCAGACCGUACCCGCACCCGGCGAGGACGGUGCGCGGCGGGGAAGCAACGGCAAGGGGCCGCUGAGUCCACCGAUUCUGAGUCUGACGGAAGCGAGCGGGCCACGCGAGAGCGGGUUCGGAAAUCAUUCAUACCACAACGGGUUGCUGAACCACUCUUCUGCCGCCCACUCGGCGGCCAACGCUGCCUAUCCUCGAUCAGGCCAAUCGUCACCGGGACUGCCACAACACCCAUCGAGCCCCAUACUUCCGCCGCAACCGCAAGCUUUAGACCAGAGGCCGGCAAAGCUGGAGAAGGAGAAGUCGAAGGUCAAGCUCUUUUCAAGGCCCGUGAAGAUCGGAACGAAGGGCGAGUCCAAGGAGAAACCUCUUCCGAGUCCCAGUAAGAUUGGAUCAGCAUUUGCCUCCCUUCAAAGGGGGAACUUCAGCACCAACAGUCUCGUCGACCCGAGCGCCCAGUCAAUCUACAGUCUGAACAACUCGUCCUCGGCGACGAUCAGACCUGUGGAUACGCUGGUGGAGAGGGAGGGGAAAGAGAAGGAAAAGAAGCACAACUUCCUGUCUCGGCAGAAGAACAAACUGAAGGAAGACUACCACCUGCCCCUGUCUUCAGCAUCGAGCAAUUCGAAACCAACAGACCCAAACGCGCCAACUAGCCUCUACAGCUUCAACAUACCAGCAGGGCAGGCAGCUGCCACCUCGUCUUCGUUCGCCAAGGGUCGAAAAGACAGGAAGACGGAGAGGUCAGAUAGCCGGCUGGACAGCGAGUCGACUCUCAAUCUGCAGUCAGAGUGGCCCGCCCCUGGCAGCUUACCCAGUGCGUCGAGUUAUUCGCUCACACCCGGGGUUGAUCCUACGGAGUCUGGCAAGUACGGGCUGAACAACAUGUCGCUUGAUGAUGCCUGGCCAUUCCUCAAGGCAAAAAUGCUCGUCAUUUUUGAGGGCGAAGACCUGCGCCAGCCUGUCGAGGACUACAAUCGGCUGGUCAAUCUACACAUACAGUACUGCAUACAACGCAGGUCACCCACCAUCAUGUUGGAAGAUCUGAGAGAACUUCUCAUGACGGGAUUCGCUUCGCUCGAUCACACUCUGCGACGGACACAGGAGGACAAGGUCAUCCCAGCCCUCGUUGAGAUGUGGCUGAUCACCUACACCUCCAUCCUUCCGUAUAUGCAGGCUGUUUUCCUUCCCCUGGAUCUCGAAUUCUCUGGCUGCGGCGCCCUCAUGACACCCGAACAAGCAUACGACUUUUGGGGUGGCGUGCUUGACCCUGCAGGCGAUGGCGUGAACCCAGCCUCCUCGGUCCUCGACAUUCGUCGCAUAGUUCUCGCCGCCUACCGCGACAGAAUCAUCCUUCCGCGAUUUGAGAAUCUCAAGACCAUCUUCUCCCGCUUAUCCCUCGAGUUUCUCCCGUCGAGCUUCGGCAACAUGGCACUUGCCUCCGACUCUAUCAGCGCCCUCUCCAGCAGCCCGGCCACACAAUCCGAGCUCGGUUUGGCCCGCCCAGGCACCGCUAUGAGCCUCGACCCCUCCCUCGCCAGCUACGGCUCUACUUCGACCACCCUCCUCGGCGAGGCUGUCAGCGCGGCGGGCAGCAACGGCGGCAACAGCGGGAACGCUGCCGUGAGCAGCCGCAGCCGCGCCAUCAGUAACGUCAGCUAUGCCAGCGGCGGCAGCGACCAGCAGCUGCGGCCAUUUACGCCGUCGUCGGGAGCAGUAGGCUCGCAGCAGGUCCUCGGCAGCGUCAGGGAGCAGAACGUCGAGGAUUCGAAGCAGGUCACGGAAAUGGUCGGGCGAAUGCUGCAGUGCAUGAGCAUCCUGGCCAGCGUGGGCGUCGCCGGGGACGGGAGCGACGAGGGGAACAAGAAGAUGGAGGAGCUCUGCCGGCUGCUCAAGCUGAACUGGCUCGGACGCGGACGGACAGGCCGGAAUCGUAGGGGCAUGGUGGGAGGCCGGGUGAGGAGAGAUGUCGUGCCCGAGGGAACCAGAGAGGGCGUCAGGGUGUAG